AACGAGAUAAUUCAAAAGCCCUAAUUUCAUCAAAAAUCCCCAAUUUGUACAGUCACUCAAAAGCGAUGCAAUCACUAUGCACCGACGCUUGCAAAGCCUUCAGCAGUAGCGGUUUCUUGCUGAAAGGCUUCCAACAACAGCAGCACUUAUUCGCGGAUAAUCUCGAUUGUCGCCCGGUUUCAUCUUCUCCCUCGCAUAGGCACGCUUCUUAUCCCUGCAUUUCCUGCAAUUUUGAAGACAAAAGCUGCCGCCUUGUCGAUGGCCGGGGAAGGCCGAUGGAGAAUUUUGAUGGUCGGAGAGGGAAAGUGGCGGCCAAGGGGAAAGAUAAUGUGUGGAGUAUCGACAACGAGAUGGCGAAGACUGACAAGGACAAGGGUCGAACGCGGCGGAGGAAAAGGGGAGGGAAGAGAGUGAAGAAUGUGUAUAAGAAAGGUGAUGGAGUUCUUGUCUCCGGUUCGAUGUUGAUGGAAGUUGAAACCAUUUUACAGACGCAGGAACCAGUGAUUAGGCCAGCAUGGCACACAUUUGCAAGUAGUGUGAGUGGAAUAUGGAAGGGAGUUGGAGCUGUAUAUUCUCCCAUCACUGCUGAAAUGGAGCCUAUAGAGAUUGGGAGCAAGAAUGAGAACUUAUUUGAUUGCUAUACUUUGUCUCAUAUCAAGGCACUGCCAUCUACUUCUGGAGAUCUGAAUUCUCAAAUACAUAGGAAAGUAAAUUGGGUUACUUUGAACCCUUAUGGUGAAAAGCAGAAUAAUAAAGGUGGUCUUGGUUAUAAAAAACAAGAUGCAUCUGACAGUCCUAAUUUGCCCAAAAUUGAGUCAUUUGACUUUGGAAGAAGUGAUGUGAUGGAAGAAGAUGUUAUGGGGAUGGAACCUGGUCUAAUAUUUUUUGAGGAUGGGUCGUAUUCCAGAGGCCCAGUGGAUAUUCCGGUUGGUGAAUUUAAUGAAUCCAAUUAUUACCUUUCUCCAACUUUCAAGUUCGAACAAUGUUUGGUUAAGGGCUGCCAUAAAAGAUUACGUGUGGUGCAUACUAUAGAAUUCAGCAAUGGGGGUUCGGAUAUUCAAAUAAUGAGGAUUGCUGUUUAUGAAGAAGAAUGGGUUAGUCCAGCUGAUAUCCCUGAUACAAGUGAAUUGGAGUUGGAUUUGAAGCCAUUUUCUCAGAGGAAGAGAGUCCAACCAUCAGAUCUGAGUGGGUCUUGGAAGGUGUUUGAGGUGAGUGCGACGCCUAUAUAUGGCGAGGAUAUGACCCUGGAGGAAGGGAAAAGCGCGCCUUACGUGUAUCUAUGCACGGAAAACCUGAAGAAGAGAAGCUUGCCAGAGAAUCUGGUCUACUUUGGGGAGGAGGAGAUUGUGGAUAUGCAAGACGUGACAGUUAUGUGGCUACCCGGAGGCGUGACUGCAUAUGUGGAUGUGAAGAAGGAAGGCAUCCUCUGUGUAGGCGUUGGGUGGUAUUCGGAUGAGGGAAUGAAUCUGGUGAUGGAAAGGGACUAUGGAUUGGAUGGGAAACUUAAGGAGGUUAGAUCGAAAUCCGAGAUGAAGAGAAGAUGGACUAAUCCUCCACCUAUGUGAAGUGAUUAUGUAUGUUUUCUGCUAUUCUGUAAGUUUUCUUAUUAAUCAAUGAAUGAAGCUCUCUUUCUCUCUCCCAAA
Molecule: messenger RNA, 1643 nt
Organism: Salvia hispanica
Lineage: Eukaryota; Viridiplantae; Streptophyta; Magnoliopsida; Lamiales; Lamiaceae
Product: dihydroorotate dehydrogenase (DUF3598)
Source: RefSeq, a predicted model, not a curated record